Molecule: messenger RNA, 1423 nt
Organism: Seminavis robusta
Lineage: Eukaryota; Bacillariophyta; Bacillariophyceae; Naviculales; Naviculaceae
Source: the annotation of a GenBank genome assembly
UGUUAGAGUUAGUGAUAUAGGUUGGGUUAAGGUCACCUCUGAUUCAUGACACCCCAAAGAUCGUCGGAAGACCACCACAAACCACAAACCAACUCGUGGAGAUCCAUUGGAAGAUAGACCAUCUGAAAGCCAUUCCACCGAUACGAGUACAUGUAGGAGAGCAGACAAUGACGAGACCAUCACGCACUUCUACAUCUAGACAGACGCUGAUUCUCCUGAUAAGCUUGAGUAUCCUCCUGCAUUAUCAGGUAGAAGGAGUGUCAAGAUGCAACCAGCAACUGAUAGCUUCUGCCAGCAUUCACAGCGGAAGGUAUGCUACCACUGUCUCUCAUCAGCACAGGUGGCAAGGGUUGGCGUCUCCAGCAUUCAGGAGAAGCCGUCGAAGGAUACCUUCUUCAUGGGAUAAUAAUGACGUUCCUACAGCGCGCCUUGUUGCCAGGUCCAAGACCAAAAAGGAGCGAAAGGCCGACUCCACCAAAGAUACUAGUAGUACGGACAACGCGCCUCCAUCAGCCACGGAUCCCGAUGAUCCAUUUGCCAAUCCCAUGACGACACAAGAAAUCUACAGUUCUCUGGGACCCAUUGGAAAAUGCGUCGCUGGAUCCGUCGAAAUUGCCGUUUCGACCUGCAUGGAGUACAUUACGGGAUUUCUAGGUGGAUACUUUCUCGGAUACGUUACCGAUGCCCCACGCUUCAUGUUCCAAAAUGUCGACCCCAACCGAAAUCAACCCUUCUUCAACGAACUAUCACAACGAUUCCAGAGAAUGAACUCCAAAUCUUUUCGAUGGGCCAAAUCCUGGGGCGCCAUUUCCGCUGCCUUUGGAGGCUUUCGUGUUGCCACGAGAGUCGUACGAGGUGGAAAGGAGGAUGAAUGGAAUACUGUCUUCUCCACGGCUGCUGCCGGGGCCUUUUUUGCACGAAGUGAGGGACCACAAGCGAUGGCUCGAGCAGCCAUAACCUAUGGUUUCAUCAUGUACUUGAUAUCCGGUAAAGGCUUCUUCGGACCUAAAAAGGAGCCAUUUGAAUACCAAGACCAGCCCAUUGACGACGAAGAGGCGUGGUAAAUAAGUUGCACUGGAUUGGGGAAUGCUCAUUAUCAGACAGAGUUCCAAGGCUGAAACUGAGUGUGCCCAGCCACCAGAUCACUGGAAAGGGGAAAAGCCAUGCCAAUCUACUCGUGGUCAAAGUCUCUGUCUGUCUACGUCUGCUACCGUGCGAUACCACGACAACAACCAGCCUUUGCAUCAGCUCAACUCUCUCUCCUGCUAGAUUCGAUUCCGGUCCUCAGUGGGUUGCCGAUAAUGUAGUUGUUUUGGCAUGGUUUUCAACCAUACAGUCAAUAAACUGAGCUUGGGAUACUAGAAAAAGUCAAGGAGCUGACAAAAUGUAUAAUCCACCUUUAAAAGCUAUUUGUUUUCCUGCU